Fusarium oxysporum Fo47 is the source of this 768-nucleotide messenger RNA. RefSeq names its product Alpha/Beta hydrolase protein. NCBI's taxonomy places the organism in Eukaryota, Fungi, Ascomycota, Sordariomycetes, Hypocreales, Nectriaceae. Gene Ontology annotation, molecular function: hydrolase activity. The record is from RefSeq and is a predicted model, not a curated record. Bases 1 to 768 code for a protein of 255 amino acids. The transcript is spliced from 4 exons.
AUGACGCCUAUGCCCGCAUCUCACGGCCACAACGAGGCCUGCUGCAACAUACCUCCUGUUGUCUCUAAGGGAUAUGAGGCAAAGGGAACUUAUAAGGAGAUCGGAGGGUAUAAGACUUAUGUUACUGGUCCCGUCGACGCUAAGAAGGCCAUUGUCGUGAUCUACGACAUCUUUGGAUACUUCGAUCAGACUCUUCAGGGAGCUGACAUCCUCGCCUUCAGUGAUGCUCACCAGAAGUACAAGGUCUUCAUUCCUGACUGGUUCAAGGGCAGCCCCUGCCCCAUUGAGAUCUACCCUCCCGACAACGACGACAAGAAGAAGCAGCUUGGAGACUUCUUCGGCACCUAUCCUCCCCCCAAGGUUGCCGGCCAAGUUCCUGACUAUGUAAAGGCUGUCAAGGACCAGGACUCUUCCAUCGAGAAGUUCGGAAUCAUCGGAUAUUGCUGGGGUGGCAAGGUCGUUGCUCUCAGCGUCAAGGCAGACUCUAACCCCUUCUCCAUUGCCGCCCAGAUCCACCCCGCCAUGGUAGACGCUUCUGAUGCUGAGGGCCUUUCGGUCCCUACCAUGCUUCUCGCAUCCAAGGAGGAGCCCGAUGAGGAGGUCAAGAAGUUUGAGGACAACCUCAAAGUGGCCAAGCACGUAGAGACCUUCAAGGACCAGAUCCACGGCUGGAUGGCCGCUCGUGCCGAUCUCAGUGACAACCGCGUCAAGGAGGAGUAUGAAAGGGGUUACAAGACAGUCCUUGAGUUCUUCGGUAAGAACUUCUAA